ACAGCAACCAGCAUCACCAAGAUGAUAAACUUACCCGCCCUGACCUCUCUCCCUAAAACGCUCUCAUCUCUCGUUCCUCCGGAUGCAGAGCGAAAGCCCUAUCCACCAUGGCUCGAACCAGUGUUCAUCCUCAGCUGCGCUGUUGUGUUUCUCCAAACUAGUCGAUUGGUCCGCGUUUCAUGGUACCUGGGCGUUGUGCUGCCGCUGGCUACGCAAAUGCUGCAGUAUACCAAGGGCAACCUAAUCGAUAACUAUGUCGCCGGUCUUACCAUCCCAACUACGGUCAUCCGUGUGCUCGAUCUUGCACUCUGUCAUGAGACGCAGCGAGAGUUCUGGAAGAUCCGCGGAAGUGCAUCGAAGAAGGAGAAUGAGGGCAAGGGCUGGCCUCAAGGUAUCUUUGCCAAGGCUCGAUGGGCGUUUGAAUUGCUCGUUUCCUUGCGUGCUAUUGGGUGGAAUGUCCAGGUCAAAAAUGUUUCGACGGAUUCUAGUCAAGGCCGUGGGAAAUUUCAUUUCAUUCGCAAGCGUCUUACCGACUCCAUCGUUGCCUUUCUAAUCCUUGACGGCAUCACCUACUUUCGGCGCACAGUCGCAGCGCCCAUGGUCCAAUCCCAAUCUUUCUGGGACAUGCCCCUACAAUACCAGAUACUCAUCAGCUGGUUGAGCGGCUAUCAAAUAUACAACCUGCUCACCAUGCAGUACAACCUAGCAGCAAUCGGAACUACAGUCCUCGGAAUCUUCGAACCAGACGACUGGCCACCUCUUUUCGGAAGCUUCCUCCCCAGUAACCUCUGGUCCGUCCGGCGUCUCUGGGGAAGUGCUUGGCACCAGAUGAUGCGGAGAACGUGUAAUUUCUGGGGCGGACUUGCGUGUGAUGUGACGUUUGCAAAAAGAGGGACCUUACGGCGCCGAUACACUGAUCUGUACGCGGCGUUUGGUUUCUCGGCUUUGAUCCAUAGUGUUGGCAGUCUUUGUGUCCGCAGUGAGGGGCAUGCGUUCUAUCAGGGCGUAUUCUAUAUUAUGCAGCCGUUCAUGAUCACAUUGGAGGAUUUUGUGAUUUACCUGGGCAAAUCAGUGGGGUUGCGGCAAAAUCGCUUUACUGAAUACUUUGGAUUUGCCUUCGUUGGCGUUUGGAUUUCCUUUUGCUUCCGUUACAUGGCUGCAGCAGAGAACGCUUGUGGCUGGGACCUGGAGAGCCCGUUGCCUUUUAGUAUUGUUGCUCAGUUGCAUCAAUACUAUUUGGCGUUGGACUGAGAAAUCGCGCUCAGGAUUAGUGAUGCAUAGUUCUGUUGUGUUGCAGACAGCGUCGAUGUGCAGACGCUGAAACUGGGGAAAGCAAUGGUGGGUAGGGUAGAUGAAUAAUUGUUCAUGAUAGAGAUAAAUGAGAAGAAUAUACAGAAGCCUUAAAUACAUCGUGAUAAUGUUAUCAAUGAUGUCAAAAUGG
Molecule: messenger RNA, 1441 nt
Organism: Aspergillus glaucus CBS 516.65
Lineage: Eukaryota; Fungi; Ascomycota; Eurotiomycetes; Eurotiales; Aspergillaceae
Product: wax synthase family protein
Exons: 3
Coding region: 22-1251 (409 amino acids)
Source: RefSeq, a predicted model, not a curated record